AUGAAUAUAUUUUCAUUAUUUGGUGACUUAAGUCAUUUAGUAUCAAUUUUCAUAUUAAUUUAUUCAAUUGAGACAAAUAAAUCAAUUGAAGGCUUGUCAUUAAAGACUCAAAUAUUAUAUACAACAGUUUUCUUAACUCGUUAUUUGAAUUUAUUCACCCAUUUUUAUUCCUUAUAUAACACUUUACUCAAGAUUAUAUUCAUUGCAUCAUCAGUAUACACAGUCUAUAUAAUGAGUUAUAAAUAUAACAAAAACAUUCAACAAUAUUCUGAUUCAUUUCCACUUAGAUAUUUACUUGGUGGGGCAGGAAUUGCAGCUUUAAUAUUCAAUCAUAAAUUGACUCCUUCUGAAAUAAUUUGGUCGUUUUCACUUUGGUUAGAAUCAGUUGCCAUUUUACCACAAUUAUUUAUGUUACAGAAAUCAGGAGAGGCUGAAAAUAUUACCGUUCAUUAUAUUUUUGCGUUGGGUAUUUAUAGAGCUCUAUAUAUUCCAAAUUGGAUAUAUAGAUAUUUUGUUGAAGGUCAUUUUGAUUAUGUUUCUGUAUUAAGCGGAGUUUUACAAACGGCAAUUUAUUCUGAUUUUUUUUAUAUUUAUUAUCAAAAAGUUUUAAAAGGAAAGAAAUUUGAAUUACCAGUAUAA
Molecule: messenger RNA, 639 nt
Organism: Insectozyma verbasci
Lineage: Eukaryota; Fungi; Ascomycota; Pichiomycetes; Serinales; Debaryomycetaceae
Source: the annotation of a GenBank genome assembly